UGCUCCGCCUCUGCUGUCUCCGCCCCUCAGCCCUGGACCAGUGACUGACCGCUUGUGAGUUGUAACAGACUUUAACAGCUUUUGCAGCGGUUACCGAACUCGAGUCUGAAGACAUGCGGGUAGCAGUGAUUGGAGCUGGAGUCAUUGGUCUGUCAACUGCUCAGAGCAUCUAUGAGCAGUAUCACUCAAUCAUCAGUCCGCUGACCAUUGAGGUGUAUGCAGACCGCUUCACUCCGUUGACCACCAGUGAUGGAGCUGCUGGUUUCUGGCAGCCGUACCUGUACGAUAAGGGCAACGUCCAGGAGACAAAAUGGAAUAAAGAGACAUUUGACUACUUGCUGAGCUUCCUCAGUUCAUCAGAAUCCAUAAAAAUGGGCAUAUUCCUUCAGUCUGGCUACAACCUCUGCACUGAACCAGCCCCAGAUCCCUCAUUUAAAGACGCCGUCCUGGGCUUCAGACAGCUCACAGAACGAGAGCUGAAGAUGUUCCCUGGAUUCACUUAUGGGUGGUUCAACACUGCUCUCAUGGUGGAAGGUAAAUCAUACUUACCUUGGCUGAUGGAUUGGCUGCAAAAAAGGGGGGUGAAAUUUUACCACAGGAAAAUAGAGUCCUUCAAGGAGCUGGCAGAAACCGGGGCAGAUGUGAUCAUAAACUGUACUGGGAUAAGAUCGGGAGAGCUGCAGCCGGACCCAGACCUGAAACCAGGCCGCGGUCAGAUAGUUAAGGUGGAUGCUCCAUGGUUGAAACAUUGGAUUAUCACCCACAACUUUACAACAGGAGUCUACAGUUCACCAUACAUCAUUCCAGGGAGUCGUCUUGUGACAGUUGGUGGGAUUUUCCAGCUAGGAAACUGGAGUGAACAGAACAACUCUGUUGACCAUAAGACAAUCUGGGAAAGCGCCUGCCGGCUGGAACCCAGCCUCAAGCAUGCCAGGAUAGUGGAGGACUGGUCCGGCCUCAGACCUGUUCGCAGUAAAGUCCGACUGGAGAGGGAGACCAUACAGUCUGGUGCAUCUACAAUAGAGGUGAUACACAACUACGGCCACGGAGGUUUCGGGCUCACCAUUCACCGAGGCUGUGCCCAGGAGGCAGCAAGGCUCUUCGGUCAGAUCGCUCAACAAAAAGGCAAAGGUCCAAAAGCUCACUUGUAAAUUUUUGCAUCAUGCAGCUGUGAUUGGUGCACUCCUUUUUCAGGUUUCACUGUCAGAGCCUUGUAUACAGUGGUGCGCUAACUCCUCUUGUCUCUACCUACAUUGAAAGCAAACAGAUAUUCCGUCUUUGGGGGUUAUUACAUCACUUUAAAACAAUGUCAUGUACUGUAUAUGUGAUGCGAAAGAGUAAAUGUAGAAAAAGUAGAUGAACCUACUGAAAAUAAAUACUGAAAUCACAAAAAUGUGAUUUUUUUAGUAAGAAAUAACAACACGAAUCCACUGCUCUUUUGGAAAGAUUAUUUACUAUAGUAUCAUACACAUUUACAUCCAGUGCAUUGACAAGAAUCUGUGCACACAGACACUUAACGCAGCACUAAAUCUCAAACACUGGCAGGUAAGAGUCAGCUUGGUGGACCUGUGCUAGUUUUAAUCUUUUUUUCUUUUCUUUUUUGCAAACAAAACUUUUCUCAGCGUGUUGCUCGUCGAAGCAGACUGGGCAAAGUCUGUCUCCACAUCACCUUUGUUACAAACAAAAGCAAAGACAACAACUAAACCAGGGAUCGAUACAUUAUUUACAGAGAGACAGAAAGUAACAUCCCACUAAAUGAUUGAAUAUGCAUGUGUAGGUCUUACAUGAACACAGUAUGAAAGUCUGGUAAAGUAGAGCAAGAGACAUAGCAUGGUUUAUAGAUAAUAACACUGUAUACUCGUGUUAAUGUUUUUCAUUUUUUUAAAUCAAAUCAUUUAAAAUCAUUUUUUAACUUGGGCUGAGUCAGGUUUGGGUGGUGAUAAUAUUCAGAUUUAAAUUCCCUAAUACUUUAACAUUAACUUACGUAAUGCUGUCUUCAAAUGCAAGCCAGGAUCUGUGGAUUUGCUCCUUUUAUGCUAUGAUUAUGAGAUAUUGUCAGCUGAUGACGACUUUGGCGGAUUUGACAGCUUGUUAUAAAUAAAUGGCCACAUAAUGAUCAAGA
Lates calcarifer (barramundi perch) is the source of this 2122-nucleotide messenger RNA. RefSeq names its product D-amino-acid oxidase. The record is from RefSeq and is a predicted model, not a curated record. Bases 114 to 1151 code for a protein of 345 amino acids. Lineage: Eukaryota; Metazoa; Chordata; Actinopteri; Centropomidae. Gene Ontology annotation, molecular function: D-amino-acid oxidase activity; FAD binding. The transcript has 11 exons.